AUGGCUGCCGCCGCCGCCGCCGCCGCCGCUGUCGCUUCCAGGAGGCCUCUUCAUGGCCUCCUGAGGAGGUUUUGGGGCCCCUCGAGGGACUUCUCCCAAAUGACCCGCCGCCAGCCCUCUCCCCCACCUCCGUCCUCCGAGGAGCUCAUCAGAUUAGAAGGGGAACACAGCGCUCACAAGUGAGUUCACGCCGCAGGCCCCGUCGAUUGAUUUCGGUUUUCGCGAAGAUAUAAUUGAUAGGAUGGACAAUGAGAAGGUUGGUUUUUCCUGGCGUCUCUUGGGGAAAGAAUCCGUCGCCUGUGGCCUUGGAAAUGAUUCGGAUCUCGUGUCGUUCGUGGCUCCGUUUCGUUGAAAAUUUACAGAUUCGUGAACAAAACCGGUUGGUUUUUUCCCGAUAAUUUCGAACACCCUUGACCUGCAGCUACCAUCCGAUCCCCAUGGUGUUCUCUCGAGCGGCGGGUUGCUGCGUGUGGGAUCCCGAGGGAAACAAGUACAUCGACUUCCUCUCCGCCUACUCUGCAGUCAACCAGGUCGGUGUGAUCCUGGUCAGGAAAACCGAGCAGUUUUCAUCGAUGAAUCAAACUUCCGGUGAAGACCAUCAUCAAACGAUCAAGAUUGGAGUGAUGUUGGAUCCUCUCGUUCCUUUUUCUCAGGGGCACUGCCACCCGAAGGUCAUGGAGGCUCUGGUUGACCAGGCGGGGAGGAUCACCCUCAGCUCCAGGGCCUUCUACAACGACAAAUUCCCCGUGUUCGCAGAGCUCCUGACCCGCAUGUUCGGCUUCGAGAUGGUGUUGCCGAUGAACACGGGCGCUGAGGGCGUGGAGACGGCUCUGAAGCUGGCCAGGAAAUGGGGCUAUGAGAAGAAGGGCAUACCCAAGGACAAGGUAACACCGCCGACUCCAAACUCGUAGAUUUUGGGCAAACUCUUGGAGAGUGUGAGCAGCAGACCGCUGUCCGAAUUCGGACAAGAUGACCGCGUGACAUCUUAGUCUGUGGUCAACGAAGGUUAUCCUUGAUCUGAGGUUUUAGAGUUUAUACAUGUGUGUGUGUGUGUUCCUUCCAAAUGAAGAAGGUUGUCUCUGAACAAAAUUCAUCUCCCUGUUCAGGCGAUCAUUGUCUCCUGCUGCGGGUGCUUCCAUGGCCGUACCCUGGGAGUGAUUUCUAUGAGCUGCGACAAUGAAGCUGUGUGUGGCUUUGGACCGCUGCUGCCUGGCCACAUGAAGGUUGACUUUGGUGAUAUUGAGGGCCUGAAGAAGAUCUUCGAAGGUUCACAUCUUCUGUUGAUACAGAACUCGGUCCAUUUUCAUGAAAAUUGGUCUCAAAAAAGUUCCACUUAAUUAAUCCACUUUGGGGUGUACAGAGCACGGAGAACAGAUAGCUGCAUUCCUCUUUGAGCCCAUUCAGGGGGAGGCAGGGGUGAGUAUACCCCGAAUUUAUGUAUUUAGUUAUUUAUUUAUUUAUUUGUUAUUAGGCUUCUUCUUCCCCAGAUGCUUACUGUUGUUACUUAAAAAAAAGGUCUGGGAGAUUCUCCUGACAAUGAGAGAUUAAAAGAUAAUUCCAUUUUGUCUGUGUCCCAUAAAACGAUAGGAAUUCUUUUAGUGUCAAGAUAAACCAAUGAUCGUUCCAAACACGAUGAACUUAAAUAUCGUGAAAUUUGAUUUAAUAUAAAUUUUAAUGGAAUUCAUGAUUUUAGAUCAUUUCUGGAUGGAGUUACUUCACUUCUUCUUCCACGUUCAUUACCCAUGAGAAACAAUCUGUCCCAAAGGAUUCUAAUUGCAUGGAUCACUCUAUGUCACCGAUCUAUGAUGUCAGCCAAGUAAGUACUCAAGAGUUAUGAAAAAACAAUCGGGAGGAUCUAGCUCUGAUCAGAAAUAAGAAUUUAAUGAAUAAUUAAUUUAAACGUUAUUUCUCAUGGCCGGAAUAUACGCCUUUAGUUUUCUGUUCUUUCACAUGGUUAUAAUCUUUGACCUUGUGCUUGGUUUAAAUGCUUAAUACCAGGUCAUAAUGCCAUCAGAUGGUUAUCUGAGGGCUGCCAGAGACCUCUGCUCUCGGCACUAUGUUCUGAUGAUCGCUGAUGAAAUACAGACUGGGCUCGGCCGCACAGGGAAGUUACUGGGAUGCGACUGGGAAGGGAUCUCGCCCGAUGUUGUGGUACUAGUUAAACUAUUAUCUAUGAACAUCUUCUUGAUCGUUGGUGAUAAGAUUCUGCCGUGUUAUUUGCUAUGGUUGGUGUCUUUGAUUCAAUAAUGGAUAAGAAUCUUCUAUUCAAUGUCAUCGAGGAUGAAAUGCUCGUCGAUGGAGGGGGAGAAUAAGUUUUCCUUAGAAUGAUGAAUAAAAAUAUCCGUUAAAAAUGGAAGAUGGGAUGGGCUGGUCAUUGAACAGCUUUGUUGGUUUUAGAUUCUUGGGAAAGCAUUGGGUGCUGGAGUACUUCCAGUGAGUGCGGUUCUAGCAGACAGAGAUGUCAUGAUGUGCAUUAAGCCAGGGGAGCACGGGAGGUACAAAUGCUUAUUACUGUUGUUAUUUUUUCCUUCCUUUGGUUUUUCUUUCAAAUGAUUAUUACUUCAUUGAUGUGAUUUUGUACCAGUGUGAGAAAAUGAUGCCUUUGAUGCGAAUUUGAACUUAUUCUCGAUUGUUCUUAGCACGUUUGGAGGGAAUCCCCUGUCAAGUGCUGUGGCAAUCGCAUCGUUGAAAGUCAUCGAGGAUGAGGGACUUGCUGAUAGGUAUUUCAUCAUUCCAGUGUUGUGAUAAUCUCUCUCUCUCUCUCUCUCUCUCUCUCUCUCUCUCUCUCUCUCUAAUUAACGAGAAUAAACGACUUGUCAACGGAUUAUUAAACUUUUGAAGAAGACAAAGUUAUGUGCUCUGCUGCCCUUGACGUAGAGAAAAAUAAGAACAUUCUCCCACAUGGAGGGUGAGAGACUCGCUGGGAGUUAUCGAAUCCUUCAGUUAUGAAUUUUAGCUGUGGGAAAAAAACUUCGUGGUUCUUUUUGCAAGGCUCUCUCUCCGUUGACCUCUGAACUUCCAGAUGAGUCAAGUUAGCGGGUGGCGAUGUUAUUCAGGGCUGCCGAGCUGGGAGUGGAGCUCCGAGGUCAGCUGGAGAAGGUGAAGCAGCGGUUUCCCGAGUUGAUCAAAGAGGUGCGCGGCAGAGGACUGCUGAAUGCGGUGGAGCUGAACGGGGAGACCCUCUCUCCAGUGUCUGCCUUCGAUAUCUGCCUGCGAAUGAAGGAGAGGGGGAUUCUGGCGAAGCCCACCCAUGGCACCAUCAUCCGACUGGCGCCUCCCUUGUCGAUAAGGUGAGGGCUUGAUUCUGCUUUCUGAAAAUAGUACCUUCCGGAGGUUACUUUCCCAGCUUUUUUGGCUCGAAUUGGCAAGAACCCGGAACUGAAUUCGAGAAAUGGAAACAGUUCAGUGAUUGUUUUCAUCUAUUUGUGAGGUUUAGAUAGUAAGAAGCCGGAAAUAUUAUCUUGCAUUAUCCAUUCUGUGCCUUUUAAAAUAUGAUCUUCCUGAGAUUAGUUUCACAGUAUUUUAUUUUUUAGCUGAAAUUGGCAAGAACCCGGAUCAGAGUUGGAGAAAGUUAGCUUUUUCUGUGAUUAUUUUGAUCGAUUUCUGAGCUUUUGAUAGUAAUACGCCUGCGAUAUUAUCGACAUAACGCUAACCUUUUUCCCUGCCCGCUGCGUUCAUCAUGAACAUGGUCAGUUUGGAGGAGCUCAGCGAGGGGCCGAGGGUACUGGGCGACGUCCUGGGGCUGGACCUGCCGGAGCUGCGGAACCGGAAGUCCCCGGAGAGCAAACCUCCUUCCCCUCAACCGUGCCAUCGAUGCGGCCGCCGGAUGUAUUCCUCUUAG
Molecule: messenger RNA, 3841 nt
Organism: Spirodela intermedia
Lineage: Eukaryota; Viridiplantae; Streptophyta; Magnoliopsida; Alismatales; Araceae
Source: the annotation of a GenBank genome assembly